CAUAAAUCGCGUCGUCGGAGGUCCAAAUCCCCAUCACCACUCAAUUCUCCUCCCCCUCUCUCUCUCUCGCUCUCGCUCUCGCUUUCGCUUUCUGGCUCUCUCUCUCUCAGAAGAAAACUUGAAAACAAGAGGAACCGGAGAAAGGCCCAAACGGAGCACGACAGAGGCGAUCUCAAACCCUAGAAAUUGCGGGAGAGGGGAAGCCAGGGUUUGCAGAUCAGGAAAUGUUGACUCUGUGAUUCGCAUUUGCGUACAUUGGUGGCAUCUGUCAUAACUUUCAAUUCGCCAAGAUUACAAACGAGUAAUAGCGUUCAUUGAAUUCCGUCAUGGUUGCUACCGCCGCUACUUCUGCAUUUUUUCCAGUUAAAUCCUCAGCACCUGAAUCCGGGGUGAAUUCAUCCAGCAAACUUGGAGGGGUGCCAACGAAUGUGGAUGCUCAAGGGAGUAAAUCAAAAUCUGCUGCUGCUGGGCGUUUGCAGGUCAAGGUCAAUGCACAAGCUCCUUCCAAGGUAAAUGGGACAACAGUUGGUGUAGUGGAAAGUCUGAAGAUUGAGGAUGAGGUGCAAUCACCUCCACCUAGGACUUUCAUCAAUCAAUUACCGGACUGGAGUAUGCUUCUUGCCGCUAUCACAACAAUAUUCUUGGCAGCAGAGAAGCAAUGGAUGAUGCUUGAUUGGAAACCAAAGCGCCCUGAUAUGCUCAUAGAUCCAUUUGGUUUGGGAAAAAUUGUUCAGGAUGGUCUUGUUUUUCGUCAAAACUUCUCUAUCAGAUCCUAUGAAAUAGGGGCUGAUCGGACGGCUUCCAUAGAGACGGUGUUGAAUCAUUUGCAGGAAACAGCCCUGAACCAUGUGAAGAGUGCUGGACUUCUGGGUGAUGGCUUUGGUUCAACUCCUGAGAUGUGCAAAAGGAACCUGAUUUGGGUGGUUACUAAGAUGCAGGUUGUGGUUGACCGCUAUCCUACUUGGGGUGAUGUUGUGCAAGUAGACACUUGGGUUGCUGCAUCUGGAAAGAAUGGCAUGCGGCGUGAUUGGCUUCUUCGUGACCGCAAAACUGGGGAUGUCAUCACUAGAGCAUCCAGUGUUUGGGUGAUGAUGAAUAAAGAGACACGGAGGUUAUCUAAAAUUCCAGAUGAAGUGCGAGGGGAAAUAGGUUCUUAUUUUGUAGAUUCACCUCCUGUUGUUGAAGAGGACAGCAGAAAAUUACCAAAACUUGAUGAAAGCAGAGCUGACUAUGUUCAUACGGGGUUAAAGCCUAGAUGGAGUGAUUUGGACGUUAACCAGCAUGUUAACAAUGUGAAAUACAUUGGGUGGCUUAUUGAGAGUGCACCGCUGCAGAUUUUGGAAAAUCAUGAACUGUCCAGCAUGACUCUGGAGUACCGGAGGGAAUGCGGGAGGGACAGUGUGCUGCAGUCCUUGACUGCAGUCUCCGGUGGUGCUAUUGGUAGUUUGGCUGAUCAUGGCUACGUUGAGUGCCAGCAUUUGCUUCGACUUGAGAGCGGGGGUGAGAUUGUGAAGGCCAGAACUGAGUGGAGGCCCAAAUUUGCCAACAGCCUUGGGAGCAGCGGUCAGCUGCCUGCUGAAAGUGCAUAAUCCUCGGAGUCUCUUGCUAGCUGGAAUGGCAAGUGUUAUAUCCUGUGUGUCGCAGACCCCGUGUAAAAAUCCUACUCGAGUCUUUGGAUUUAUUUAUGCUCCUCCCUCCUAUAUACACACAUAUAUAUAUAUAUAUAUAUUCGUUUCCUUGUGGUCUUAUGGUAUUCUUUGAUGAGAGAAUAGAGUUGUAAACCCUUUGUAAGUAGUUUUUGCUGCCCUCCCACAUUAACCUCUCUCAUUGCUGCAUCUUCUGAACCUAUGAAUCAAACCCCUAAUGUACCUUUCUCAAGUCGGCAACUGAUACAAUUCAUCAUUUUUUGGGGUCUGCUCUUGCCUGAAAUUGAAAACGUGAAGAUUGCGAUUUAUGUAGUACUGUUGAAGCUCAUGUAUUUAAACUUUCUUAGGUGUUUCUCAA
This is a messenger RNA of Diospyros lotus (date-plum), 2004 nucleotides long. RefSeq names its product palmitoyl-acyl carrier protein thioesterase, chloroplastic-like. Gene Ontology annotation, molecular function: acyl carrier activity; fatty acyl-[ACP] hydrolase activity. Bases 327 to 1589 code for a protein of 420 amino acids. The transcript is spliced from 7 exons. Gene Ontology annotation, biological process: fatty acid biosynthetic process. NCBI's taxonomy places the organism in Eukaryota, Viridiplantae, Streptophyta, Magnoliopsida, Ericales, Ebenaceae. The record is from RefSeq and is a predicted model, not a curated record.